UGCUCCAACACAACUUCACAGCGUUCACUCACUUUGCAGAAUCUUAGAUUUGUUCUAGCGUUUGCGUUUACAAUGGCGGCCACGUCUGCGAUUCAGAAAACCGCGUUUGCAGGGCAAACGGCCCUUAACCAGUCCAACGAGUUCCUCCGCAAGGUCGGCGUUUCCAGCGGCGGCCGCGUUACCAUGCGCCGUACCGUCAAGAGUGCUCCUCAAAGCAUUUGGUACGGACCGGACCGCCCAAAGUACUUGGGACCCUUUUCCGAGAACACACCGUCGUACCUAACGGGAGAAUAUCCCGGAGAUUACGGCUGGGACACGGCUGGGCUCUCGGCAGAUCCCGAGACCUUCGCCAAGAACCGCGAGCUAGAAGUAAUCCACUGCAGAUGGGCAAUGCUCGGAGCCCUAGGCUGUGUCUUCCCUGAGAUCCUCUCCAAGAACGGAGUCAAGUUCGGAGAAGCCGUGUGGUUCAAGGCAGGUUCUCAGAUCUUCUCGGAAGGAGGCCUUGAUUACCUCGGAAACCCUAACCUAAUCCAUGCCCAGAGCAUUCUAGCCAUCUGGGCAUGCCAGGUCGUGCUUAUGGGCUUCGUCGAAGGCUACCGAGUUGGAGGUGGCCCUCUGGGCGAAGGGCUCGACCCCCUUUACCCGGGAGGAGCCUUCGAUCCGCUGAACCUGGCAGAGGACCCCGAGGCUUUCGCUGAAUUGAAAGUGAAAGAGAUCAAGAACGGCCGGCUUGCCAUGUUCUCCAUGUUCGGAUUCUUUGUUCAGGCCAUCGUCACGGGUAAAGGACCCAUCGAGAACUUGUAUGAUCAUGUCGCUGAUCCUGUCGCCAACAAUGCUUGGGCUUAUGCUACAAACUUUGUUCCCGGCAAAUGAACUGAACCGUCAUGAUCUCUUAAAGCUUAACUGUAUUGUCCCCAUGAAGUGUUGUUGACGGUGUUUUAUGUUAUUGUACUUUGCUAUAUAUAUGAGUACUCGCUGUGGAGUUCCUUUCCUCA
Messenger RNA from Tarenaya hassleriana, 995 nucleotides. RefSeq names its product chlorophyll a-b binding protein 5, chloroplastic. The coding region runs from base 73 to 873 and encodes 266 amino acids. The record is from RefSeq and is a predicted model, not a curated record. Lineage: Eukaryota; Viridiplantae; Streptophyta; Magnoliopsida; Brassicales; Cleomaceae. Gene Ontology annotation, cellular component: chloroplast thylakoid membrane; plastoglobule; chloroplast envelope. Gene Ontology annotation, biological process: photosynthesis, light harvesting in photosystem I; response to light stimulus. The transcript is spliced from 2 exons.